CCUUCGAGAAUACUGGAGCAGGCACGGCGCCACCUCGAGGCACUCAAGCAGUCAGGACUUUCCCGCGAAACGCUGCUGGCACUGCUAGAGGAGGACAACCAACAGCAGCAACAGCAGCAGUCGCAGCAACAAAUACCACACCAAAAUCCCCAACAACAGGGCCAGCAAGCCCAACCACCACAACAUCCACAACAUCCACAACAUCCACACGGUGGCAUCGAAGCGCGGUCCUCAGUGUCCUCGACGGCCUCAAACAGCUCAGGGCGAGAAAGUAUACUAUCCACGGGAACGGGGCGCAGUUCGGCUUCCUCGGCGGGAACGAUAGGCACCACAGGCAGCAAAUCAACUACGUCAACAACUUCCGAGGCCAAGUACUGGUGCACGGCAUGCGACAAGACGUUCAAGCGCAAGUUCGACUGGAAGCGGCACGAGGAAGAGUUCCACGAGCGAUGGCGCAAAUAUCCCUGCCCGAAUUGCAACCAGAGCUUCUGGGGCCCAAACACUUUCAACCAACACCACAAAUCCGCCCACGGCUGCCGGACGUGUCCGCACUCCGAUAACGUGGUCAAGUAUAUGAGAAAGAGGAAGGCAUGGGGUUGCGGGUUUUGCGCCGCCAUGCACGGAAAGUUGGAAAAACACUAUGAGCAUGUCGCAUCCCAUUUUGAACAAGGCUGUGCCAAGUCUGACUGGCUGCAUUCCAACGUGAUAUAUGGCCUUCUGCACCAGCCUUCCAUUUUAGAAGCAUGGAGGGAUCUGGUCUCGAGGAAAGAACACAAAUUCAAUGGACACCAGCCCAUGUUCAGCUGGAGCCCUGACAAUACCGGGAGGGCUCAGGGAUAUGUGGAGAAUGAAAGUCCAGGGCAACUCCAGGACUUUCUGGAAUUCUUCGAUGGAACCAAGGAGUCGGCCGAAAAGAUAGCUCGCUGCGCGUGGGGCUACUGCCACGUUGUCCUGAAACCAAAAUCGGCAGCGGGCGAAGCGUCAUCGUCACAGGAGACCAUCACCGCUCCGCCGCAUCCUGACUACCAUCACCAGGUCUCCAUCACAUCGCAAAGCCAAGGGCUGCGGAGGACGUCCUCGACCUCUUUGAUGCCGAUUAGCAGGCAACCCAGCCGUCGAGUGUCAUCGAAUGACUUUUUCGAGCAAACACCCUCCAUCGAGGUGACGCCGGUGACGUCUCCGAUUCCACAAAACAACCCCUACCAGGGCUUUCUCCCUCCUCAACCUGUACCGUCGCAACAUAUGCAACCAGAGCCUAUGCAAAUACAACAAGUGCAGGUCCCGAGAUUGUCUUUGGACAAGGAGCUUCCUCCUGCUCCGCUAUUACCAUCGCCAAUGGACAUGGAUUUCAAUAUGUAUGAUAACAGUCCACAACCACAUCCUGACCAGAUGUUGAAGGCGCCCGACAUGAUGGACGAUUGGCAGAGCUUUACGACCACGGUCAUCGACGACCCGGCC
Messenger RNA from Pseudomassariella vexata, 1458 nucleotides. RefSeq lists its product as uncharacterized. The record is from RefSeq and is a predicted model, not a curated record. Lineage: Eukaryota; Fungi; Ascomycota; Sordariomycetes; Amphisphaeriales; Pseudomassariaceae. The transcript has 2 exons. The annotation marks the transcript as partial.